AUGAUCUCACUCCUGAGAAGGCUAUCAACAUCACCUCCACUACUCAUGGAGCCGGCCAAUUCUUGUGUAGGGUCACAGAGACUUUCGGCCUUGGCCCAACAGCUCCGUCUCUACAAGCCACCUCCUUUCUCCUCCGACGAUGAUAUUGAGGAGCAGAGAAUCGAAGAAAUUACUCACAAGGUUGUGUCGCAGGUGGGUUUUGCUGAAUCUAAUACCCCAGUUGCACAAGACCCAGAAAGGUUCAGACCCAAGAGAGCCGCUGUUUUGCUCUGUCUCUUUGAAGGGGAUGCUGGGGAUCUGCGUGUCAUUCUCACUAAGAGGUCAUCAAAGCUGUCCACUCACUCGGGUGAAGUUGCUUUGCCAGGCGGGAAAAGAGAGGAGGGAGACAAAGAUGAUGGGGACACGGCAACAAGGGAGGCAAAAGAAGAGAUUGGUUUGGAUCCUUCGCUUGUCAAUGUUGUUACUGUUCUCGAACCGUUCUUGUCUAAGCACCUACUGAGAGUUGUCCCCGUUAUUGGCAUACUCAAUGAAAAGGAAGCAUUCAAGGCUGCUCCAAAUCCUGCUGAAGUGGAAGCCGUAUUCGAUGCUCCAUUGGAAAUGUUCAUCAAGGAUGAAAACCGGAGGUCAGAGGAGAGGGAGUGGAUGGGAAACAAGUAUCUGAUUCAUUUCUUUGACUAUGAAGCCAAGAACAAGAAGUACAUAAUAUGGGGCUUAACUGCUGGUAUCUUGAUUAGGGCUGCAUCAAUUGUAUACAAACGCUCACCACCUUUUGUGGAGCAGAAUCCCAUUUACAAGGUUCCUAGAGUUGUAGACAUAAAUACCACGAUUCCCACAUACCUUUCUACAAGAUCAAUAAUAUACAAAACAAAUGUAGUCGUGCCUUCAGUAGUAGGUAGGUUGGCCAAUUUAGCCAACGUUGAUCCAGUCGGCCGGUUUUCUGGCACAGUCGGCAGUCCAAUUUGCAGGACCAGUUCACCCCGAUUUGGUGCGGUUUCCUGCCGCCACACCCACCCUAUUAGUAGGGAAGGUAAACGCUAUUCCCACCGUAUUUGUCUCGGAGAGACUGAGGACCUAGAAAAUUGGUGGCAUGCAGCGUUGAACAAAGACUCCAAACUUCAGCCCAACAUUUCAGACUCGAGAAAUCAGUCAUCGGGGCCUUAA
Prunus armeniaca (apricot) is the source of this 1161-nucleotide messenger RNA. The record is from the annotation of a GenBank genome assembly. NCBI's taxonomy places the organism in Eukaryota, Viridiplantae, Streptophyta, Magnoliopsida, Rosales, Rosaceae.